AUGCAACGCCCCGUCGCAAACAUUCAAGGCGAUCACGUUCGACCACUUGAGAGUUCUGACGAGAAGAUAGUCAAGAUGUUGAUUGGACAAGGAGUGAUGGAAGGUAUAGCUCAAGCCAAUAACAAAUUUAUAACUCAUCCUGGUAUCAUCAUACUUAUACUGGUUUUGGGUCAUUUGUUAAAUCAAGUAAUGUCUUUCAAAGCAGAUUCAUCGAAUCCAUUAUCAUAUUUUACACCAUUGAUUGGGCCUUGUCUUAUUACUCUACCUUUUUUGGGAAUAGCAGAAUACAUUCACAGACCUAGGUUCACAGCUUUACUGAGAAAGGUAAUAGGCGGAGAAGAUUUAAUUCGAUUGUAUCAGUAUUACUCUACUUCCAGCUUCGACCGUAAGGGUAAUUCAGGCUGGGUGUUCAUUCACAAAGAAGAGAUUGUAGGUGUCAUCUUGAUUGAUCAAUCGAAUCCUGGAAAAUCAUUGGAUUCAGUUUUAGGUGAAGAAGAAGGUCAAAUUAAAUAUCAAUCUAUCUCGAAUACCAAGACUGAGACCACUACGAUGAACAAUAAGAGCAUACUUGACAAUCACAGAAAUGUUCGUAGAAGAAACAUAGAUACCAACAAAUCAGUUCCAAUUGCCUCUGUCGACAGUGAUCCGACCCGCAAAAACAUGAUACAGAUCAGACACCUCGAGGUCGAUUCACCAUAUAGACAAUCUGGCAUUUCUCUAGACCUGUUACUCGCAGCUUUAGAUCAAGCGUUUACCUCCAAGGAUAUUGAACAAGUUAUCAUACAGACUAAACCAUUUUCGGAUGAUAAAUAUCUAAAUCAAGUUGGGUUUGAAAGAUUAUCUAAUGUCGAGAUUGAUCAAUCGGAUUUGGAAGAGCCUGUCAAAAUAGGCCUAUUGGGUUGGAAAGGUCAUUGGUUAAGCUUGGAUAGAAUGAAAUGGGAUCAAAAUAGAAAAUCAAUAUUAGAUCGGGUUGCCAAAGGGAGAAAAGUGAAUUGA
This is a messenger RNA of Kwoniella shivajii, 996 nucleotides long. RefSeq lists its product as uncharacterized. Gene Ontology annotation, molecular function: N-acetyltransferase activity. Lineage: Eukaryota; Fungi; Basidiomycota; Tremellomycetes; Tremellales; Cryptococcaceae. The record is from RefSeq and is a predicted model, not a curated record. Bases 1 to 996 code for a protein of 331 amino acids. The transcript has 2 exons.